Molecule: messenger RNA, 618 nt
Organism: Salvelinus fontinalis (brook trout)
Lineage: Eukaryota; Metazoa; Chordata; Actinopteri; Salmoniformes; Salmonidae
Product: gamma-crystallin M2-like
Exons: 3
Coding region: 1-618 (205 amino acids)
Biological process (GO): lens development in camera-type eye; visual perception
Molecular function (GO): structural constituent of eye lens
Source: RefSeq, a predicted model, not a curated record
AUGGAAAAACUCCAGGACUCUCCAGAGGGUGGAACACUCCCUACCCUCCAGGAUAUCUACAGCACCCGGUGUCACAUGAAGGCCAAGAAGACCAUCAAGGACCUCAGCCACCUGAGCCACGGCCUGUUCACCCUCCUACCUUCUAGAAGGAGGAGACAGUACAGACCCUGGUGCCAAUCCUGCAGGGUUGAGAAUGGCUGCUUCAUGGUCUACGACCGCAACAACUACAUGGGAAACCAGUACUUCAUAAGGAGGGGCGACUACCCCGACUACAUGCGCAACUUUGGAAUGAGUGAUUGCAUCAAGUCCUGUCACAUGAUCCCCAUGCACAGAGGAAACUACAGGAUGAGGAUCUACGAGAGAGAGAACUUUGGAGGUCAGAUGCACGAGAUGAUGGACGACUGUGACUCCAUCAUGGAUCGCUACCGCAUGUCCGACUGCCAGUCCUGCAACGUGAUGGAAGGCCACUGGCUGAUGUACGAGCAGAACCACUUCAGAGGCAGGAUGAGGUACAUGAGGCCUGGAGAGUGCAAGAACUUCAGCAGCGGCAUGGGAAUGGGAGGCAUGAGAGGUAUGAGGUUCAUGAGCAUGAGGCGUAUCAUGGACUCCUGGUACUAA